Molecule: messenger RNA, 10380 nt
Organism: Myripristis murdjan (pinecone soldierfish)
Lineage: Eukaryota; Metazoa; Chordata; Actinopteri; Holocentriformes; Holocentridae
Gene: tnrc18
Product: trinucleotide repeat containing 18
Exons: 30
Coding region: 283-9753 (3156 amino acids)
Molecular function (GO): chromatin binding
Source: RefSeq, a predicted model, not a curated record
GACGCGUCAGGGGUUUUCUCUCCCCCCCAGUUAUCCCCCAGUUUACCUCCGGACGAGCCUGUAAUGGAUUACUCCAGUUCUCCCAGCAACCCGUACGGAUUUUGAGAAUCCUUUGCAUUUUUUUCCCUGCUCAAAAUUUCUCAUUCAAGUAAGAGGUCAGCAGGAUGGCUGAGAAGGACCCAGAAUCGCCUGGAAAAUUAAAGACAUUAUUAUAGCCAGUAUUGGCUUUUUCGGAAUAUCCGAACGGACAAUUUCCUUUCCCAACUCUCCCCGCUGUGGAUAAUGGAUGGCCGAGAUUUUGGACCUCCUCGAUCCGUCCACGUACCACCUCCGUUGUUCGCAAUGGAGUCUCACCGACUCGGAGCAGCAGCAGCAGCCGGGAGGAUCCCUCCCUCGCCCGGCCACUUGGGCGCGAGUCAUCCGCCGCCACUCCACUCUGGAAAAUUCCUGCCAUCGGCCAUUAACCUACAUCCACAUCAUAGCGAUGCCUUCCCAGCAGGCUCCAGUCCCUUCCUGUCCAGCUAUCCAGGACCUUCCCCCUUGACCUCUGACCCCGCGUACAGAGCCGCCAACCCCAGCAGUCUGCAGAUGGCCCAGCUCUGGGCCUCACACGCCCAUGAAGGCUACCCCCCUCUGCCAAGCAGCCUGUACCCGAGUCCCUUCCUGCCUCUGGGGCACCUCGACCCCCCCUCCCUGUCCCAGCACUCUCUUUACGACUCUCACAAAGAGGGCUUCUACUUGCCAGCCUCCAUGAGCCAAUCACCCCUCCACCCUCCCACCGCAGCCCCCGCCACCCCGUCCAGCUCCACUCCUCCUCAGAGGACGUCCCGGGACGGGGGGAGAGACAGGCCGUACCGGGGGGAGAGGGAGCGAGAGAGGGACAGGGAGAGAGAGCGAUCCAGGGAGGAGCAGCGGCCGCACAGCGUUGUGGAUCUGACGCAGGAUGGGCGGAGCGAGGACGACCGGAAGGCAAGGAACGGCGAGAGGGAGCGGGACAAAGAGAGGGAGAGAGAGAGGGAGAGGGAGAGAGAGAGGGAGCAGAGCUGGUCCCUCCAUCCUCACUCACAGUCGUCACACUCCCAGCCCUCCUCAGCUCCAGAGCCCAGAACCAGGCCUCUGCCUCCCCAGGCCUCCCUCCCUGCCGGAGGCACGGGCAGGUAUCCUGGCCCGGACACGGACAGAGGGGGCCGAGAGGACGACGGCUCUCGCCCCCACCAAAACCACAACUCGAACAUCUCAAACUCUCAUGCAGACAGAGACCGGCAGAGGAGGAACGACUCGGUGGCCACUUCCGUCGGGACCCUCCACAUCUACGGCCUCCCCCCCGCGCUGCAGCCCUCCACUGCCGGCGUGCCCCUCCCCUUGCCCCAUUCCUCCAUGCCCAGGGAGCCCAACAGAGAGCAGCGAGUGAGCGCGCCGACAUACGUGCCUUCUGUGGAGGUAUACGACGAGCGGGCGGGGCCCAUCCAGAUCGCCUCGCAGGCCCGCGACAACAAACACAGCGACAAACACAGAGACCGAGAGAAGGAGCGAGAGCGGGAGAGAGACAGGGAGAGGGAGAGGGAGCGGGAGAGAGACAGAGACAGAGAGCGAGAGAGAGACAGGGAGAGAGACAGAGAGCGCGAGCGAGAGAGAGACAGGGAGAGGGAGAGCUACAGGCUUCCUGAGAGGAGCUUGUUGGAACAUUCUCGCAUCUCCCAUUCCAGCGAGUCAACCAAUCAGAGGGAGGAAGGCUCUGUGAUUCGUACCAAUGGUUCCAUUGGGAAACGGUCCCAGGACACGGCCUACUCCUCCAGCCAAUCAGGGUUCAGCCCGGAUGCCAGGGACAUGCCUAAACACUCGAUCCGGCUGGGUGUAGAGCGCGCAGGGCUGGAGCCCAAGUGGAAUAACAUCAGCCCAUUGGCCAACUACGCCACCAGUCACAUGGCGGCCCUGGCAGCCCAGCACGGGCACACACUCCCCUCCCCCCACAGCCAGCCCCCCCACACACAGACGUCCCAUUCCCCGCACACAGCCCUGGGUGCCCAGCACCAGCCCAACCAUAAUCCACACUCCCCGCACAUGCACCCAUCCCAACACGGACACAGUGGGCAUGGCCGCGCGGGUGAGGAGGGGAGUCAGAGACGCUACCUGGACCCCUCGGCGCUCUACCGGCCCGGGGUGUCGCUGGUGGGCGAGCGAGGGGGCGGCACAGGCUCGGAGCCCUCCGAGGUCUCAGCCAUGCAGAGCCUGAUUAAAUACAGCGGAAACUUCCCCGCUGAGAGCCCGGGGUCCUCCAGGCACAGCAUGGACGGCCGAGGCCCCUUCGGGGGUCUGGGGAGCAUGCGGCUAGAGAGUGAACGAGAGAGAGAGCGGGAGAGGGAAAGGGAGAGGGAGCGGGAAAGAGAAAGGGAGCGGGAGAAGGAAAGGGAAAGGGAACGGGUUGGCGUUGGAGUUGGAGUUGGAGCAGGAGGUCUCGGGGCACUGAGGGUGCCUCCACAGCUGAAGAGAGAGCAGGAGCGGCCCGACAGCGCACGCUCGUUCGGGCGGGAGGGAGACGGCGAGGUGCGCCAUCCUCCCGUCGGCAUCGCGGUGGCCGUGGCCAGGCAGAGGGACAGCGGCAGCACCAGCAAACAGAACAGCGGACCCUCAGAGACACAGAGACCCCUGCUUCAGACGGCUAUCAAAGAUGAGGAGCGAGGGGAGGACCGCGCUCGUCACCAUGACGACAGACUGCUGGCCGGCCGCUUGGAACGCGAGCAGGAGAAAGUGCUCAGAGAGUCCAAGGAGCUCGCAGAGUUCACUCAGAUGCACCCGGCCCCCCUGUCCAGCGGCCUGACACCCAGUAUGAUGACACCCAGCCUGAUGACCCCCAACCUCAUGGUGACAGGAGGGGCUGCCCUGGCAGGGGCGGGGCGCUGGCCCGCUGACCCCUCCACUCUCACGUCUCACCCUUGGAUGCCCCGCCCUGGAGCCCCCUCAGUCUGGCUGCCCGGCUCACCCUACGGCCUGGGUCCCUCCUCGCUCCACCAGACCCUCCCCUCAGGCUACCCCCCCUCUCUGCCAGGCUCCAUGCCCCCUCCCUACCAGUUCGCCAGAGACCCGCAGUCUGGACAGCUAAUAGUCAUCCCUACUGAACACCUGCCACCCUACGGAGGCGAUGUGCUGGAGCGCGGCGCCCCGGUGUGGUCGGGGGUGUACAGCACAGGUAGCUCACUGCAGCACGCGGCCCAGGCCCAGCUCCAGCUCCUGUCCCAGCAGCAGAUGCUCCGGCAGCACGAGCUGCUCAUGAUCCAGCAACACACGGCGCAAGUCCUGGAGCUGCAGAGGAACGCACAGCUAGUAGAGCGUUUGAAGGCCAGCGAGCACCGGCCUGAGCUGGAGGACAAGGCGGACAAGCGCAGCUCCGAGCCCAAGACCCGCCCCUCCUCCAUCUCCUCCCCGUCCCCCUCUCCCGUCCUGCACCCCCGCAAGCCUCCGCCUCCCUCCCGCUCGCCGACGCCCUCCACCUCCUCCCUCACCCCGCUGCCGCCCCUCCCCUCCCCGGUGACCACGCUCAAGUCGGAGGAGGGCGGGCAGAGGGCGCUGUCUCACCCGCCGACGCCCCUGCCGCACCCACCCUCGCCCCGCUCGGCCUCGCCGCCGCCCUCCUCACCGCGCCGGCCGAAACAGGAGGCGGCGGAGGAGGGGGAGGUGGGGCGGCGGGAGCAGAGGGAGGGACAGAAGCCGCCGGCAGCCACGCCCUUCCAAGGCAUCUAUUCAGACCUCCCCCCAGGUUACCCUUACCAGUCCAUCACUGCGCCGUUCGGCUCUCCGUUCCCCCCUUACCACCUUCCACCUCCCGCCGGGGCAAACACAGAAACUGUCCCGCCCCUCCGCCCCCAUUCUCCAGCCCCAGCCGCCCCUCUUCCCCCAGCCCACCGCCACGCCAGGCAGCUGGAUGCAGAUGUCAAACCUCAGAACCUGGAGCUGACAGACUCGGGGCCCGCUCUCAAACAGGAACCAGACCUAGAGCCGCCGCCGCCGCCGCCGCUGGCCACGACUCAGGCGGCUCUGGGGCCGCUCCGCCGCAGCUGCAGCCCCGUCUUAGCCAACCAGGAGAGGCCGAGGGACAGGGAGGCCAUCAAGCCCCAGCCUCAGCCUCUACCUCUACCUCUGCAUGUCCCGAGUCCUCCACCACAGCAACGGGAGAGGCUGGAGGACGCCCGGGAGGAGGAGAAGGAAGGAGGGCAGAUCAAAAUGGAGGUGUCAUCUUACCCCUGUCAGGCAGCGUACCCGCAUCCCGCUCCUCUCCCGGAAGCGGAGCCUAAACCGGAGGUCGUCGAGGACUUGGAACGAGCGCGCUACCCGUCGUGCAUCGCUGCGGUCUCGGACGGACAGGAGGCGGCGGCGGCGGCUCAGAUGUGCAGGUCACUGGAGCAAAACGCCAGCGUCGUGUGUGAGCCCGAGCAGCCCGAAUCCCACACGAACUCGCGCUCUCCCCAUCAGAAGGAAAGCGCCCCUGAAAUUCCCCUCCACCCCCCUGCUGCCUCCACUCCUCCUCUCCCGCUCACCAUCGUCCCGGAGGAUCCCAUGGCGGGGAUGCUGGCGCUGCUGACCGCCAGCGAGAUGCCUCAGGCCAGCCCCAGCGCCCCGCCUGCACCCGCGCUCCUAACACAGGUGGAAGGCCCCCCCCAGGGCAGAGACUGCAGCAGCGCCGGGCCUCUGGAGGUUCUGGCUCUGGAGGGGAUGGCCCUGCUCAGCCACAUGGCCCAGCUGGAGAUGGAUCGCAUCAGCCAGGAGCAAGAUGUGGCACUCGGAGGUCUGGACUGUCUCUUGGAGGCAAGCAGACAAAUUCUGCUGGAGGCGAUCGAGAAACAGUCGCACAUCGACCUGCCCAGGCAGCUGGACCCCAACAAGAAGUACAGCUGGAGGCAGAGGAAGGAGGAGCCGUUGUUCAGCAAGGUGUCUAUGGAUGUGUUGGACGCAGUGGAAGUAGACUAUCGUGUUCGCCUGGCCGAGCUGCAGAAGACCUACAAGGACAAGCAGAGAGAGCUGGGCAAGCUGCAGAGACGCAGAGACCGGCACGAGCGGCAACAGCAGCAGCAGGAGGACGAGAGGCGGAGCCUAACCAGGCGGGGGAGGGGGAGACCCAGGAAGAGGAAACACUUGGCCACGCCUACCAAACUGGACAGCAGGCCUGGAAAGCUGGGUAGGCCACUGCAGUACUCUGAAGACUCGGAGGCUGGCGAAGGGCAGAGGAAGAGGUUCCGACUGUCCAGAGAGGAGGAGGAGAUCGAGGCAGGAAGCGGAGGAGUGAAGAUCAAAAAGAAGAAAAAGAAGAAGAAGAGCUGGAACGACCAGGAGCCGUCCACCAGUCACUCUCUCGAGGUGUUAAAGGCGAAGCGCGGCCACGUGUGCGAGCAGGAGCAGCUGGCGUCGGACCUGGACAGAGCCCUGUCGCUCACGCAGCUGGGCUCGCUCGGCGCGUGCCGCAAACUCACCUCAGACCCCAAAGCGGACAGGUCAAAGGGCAAGUCCGCGGACGGUCGGGGGAAGGAGCGAGGGAUGCAUUCGUCAGUGAAAGGAGGGAAACACAAAAUGGCUGCGAAGGCUUCGGCCUCAGAACCCGGCCGGAAGGUGAAAGGUCAGAAGAAGACGUCUUUGUUCUCUCCCAUGAGAUCAGAGCUCAGCAGCUGCUCCAACAACUCGGACUCGGAGGAGGACGGUUCGGCGCGAGGGGGCUGGCCCCCCCUCUCGGGGACGCGCUCCCACAGCAGCUUGGCCAGGAAGAGGCGGUCCGCGACGUCGCCGACAAACCUGCUGUCCAACCAGAAGUCUCACAAGAAGAAACAUAAGCACUUAUCGCUGCUGCUGGAGGAGGCUGGCCUCAGCUCCUCCGACGACUCCUUCGACCAAGAAUCCUCGGAGGAAGACGACGACGACGACGACGACGAGGAUAACGAGGACGAGUCGGAGUCGGAGGAGAGCGGCGAGGAGAGCGGCCUGGGCCUGCUGGCGAGGUUCGCCGCCAGCGCGCUCCCCGUCAACUCCGCCCCCUUGACCCUCCUCCACGACAGCAAGCGCCGCAGCCGGCAAAGCACCCUGGGCUCAUCAGAGUGCGAGUGGUCAGACUCGGGGUCUGACCUGCGCCUGAGGAAGUUCCCCUCGCUGCUCCAUGGCAAGCGCUCCGCCCCGGAGCUCCCCCUGUUGCCCCCGGCAACCCGCCGCAUCGACCAGGCCAGCCCCACCAAGCGAGACGAGGCCCAGCCGGUCAAGCGCAAGCCCCUGGCCAAGCCCGCCCGCCCCUCGCCCCGGUCGCCGCGGCGAUUCAGCUUCGACCUGGGCGCCGGCGCCGGCUCGGGCUCGGGCUUCGGCGGCUUCAGCGAGGACGAGGGCUGGACCCGCCGCCGCAGCGAGAGGAUCUUCCUCCACGACGCCACCGCCUCGGCCAACCAGGUCUCCCCGUCGACCUCCUCGGCCUCCGCCAGUCAGAGCUCUCCCUCCGCCUCGGCUGCUCCGCCCCUCGCCCCGAAGCCCGCCUCCAGACCCAAAAGCUCUCCGCCCAGCAGGGAGGGGAAAGACCUGGUGAAAAAGAAGAAAAUGAAAGACUCCCCUCUGCCUAUGAGCCCGCCCACUCUGUCUAGUCCAAUCACAGACGGCCCCGUGGCUUUAAGCCUCAGCCCGGCGCGCAAGAACCAGCCGAAAGCCAAGGCCAAGGCCAGAGAGCCCGCGAGGGGCGCGGUGAGCCGGCUCAUGGAGAGCAUGGCAGCAGACGAAGACUUUGAGCCCAACCAGGACAGCAGCUUCAGCGAAGACGAGCUCCUCCCACCGCGCAGCAACAGCCUAUCAGAGCGCUCCUCUACGCCUGCUCCGGUGCAGUGUGUGUUGGACAAGGAUUCUCUGGUGGACGGGCUCCGAGUGCUGAUCCCCAUGGACGACCAGCUGCUGUACGCCGGGCAUGUGAACACGGUGCACUCCCCUGACAUAUACAGUGUGGUGGUGGAGGGGGAGCGAGGGAACCGGCCGCACAUCUACUGCCUGGAACAGCUGCUGCAGGAGGCUAUCAUCGAUGUGAAGCCUCCGUCGGUACGCUAUCUCCCUGAGGGCAGCCGCAUCGCUGCCUACUGGAGCCAACAGUACCGCUGCCUCUACCCCGGCACUGUUGUUAACGGAAGCUCAGACAUUGACGAGAACGAUGACCUCAUCACGGUCGAGUUUGAUGAUGGAGACACAGGACGCAUCCCCCUGUCCCACAUCAGACUGCUGCCGCCGGACUACAAGAUCCACUGUGCUGAGCCCUCCCCUGCGCUGCUGGUGGCCAGCUGCUCCAGGAGGCGAGUCCGCAAAUGCAGCAAAGAGGGCAAAGAGGCGGGACAAAAGCCAGAGGAGACCGUACCUAAAAUCAAGGGAAAACCUGGUCGCAAACCUAAACCCAAACCUGAGACCUCAGUGAACCCAGAUGUCCGGGAGAAAGCUGAUCCACCGACCUCCUCCACCCAGCCGGCGGAGAGAGCCCAGCCUCCAGCCAAGCCUGCCCAGGACAGGGUCUCUUCUGCCCAGAAAGCAGCUCAGGAAAGGCCCCUGCCUGCGUCCAGGCCGACCUCGGGGAACCAGACAAAGCCGGGUCGAAAGAGCUCCACCAGCAGCACCACGACCAGCAGCAGCCAGGCUCUUGCACCCGGCCAGGCACCCAGGAAGGCCAGUUCAGCCCAACCUUCCCCUGCUAAACCGGCCCGAUCUCUGCCUCCGUCCCUCUACCCCUCCACCUACGGAAAGGUGCUGACUGUGGAUCUGUACAGCGAGCCAAAUCUCAGUUCUUACAACAGCCAGCGCAGAGAAAGGGAAAAUAACAGCGCGAGUCUCAACAGCACUGUCAGUCCCAGCGCCAGCAGACAGUUGUCUAGAUCCAACAUCGGAGCAUCAUCCGCUGCACCUAAAUCCAACGCUACCUCCGCCCCGAGACCCGCCUCCACUUCCACCCCAAAAAACAAACCGACUUCAGAUCGCCACAGCGGUUCCAGGUCGAGCCUCAGCUCUGGCCUCAUACCGAGUCCGAUAUCCCGGCUGUCCAGUUCGUCAACCAGCAAACCCAGCACAUCCUUGACCCCCAGACCUUCAUCGUCUUCGUUAUCAUCAUCGUCUACCCCUCGACCCAAACUCAAGAUGCCGUCCGAUCAGCUGUCCUCCGCUUCAAGACCUAGACCCGGUGCAGGACCCACCCCUAUCUCAAGACCUAAGCCCAGACCUGGGCAGAGUGAUGUGGGUUCAAGUGUGAGGCGGAAGCCCCUGUCUGCGGAGCCUCUUGUGAAGCUGGACCACGAGGGCGUCACCUCCCCCAAGACCAAGAAGACAAAGGCGCUGAUGCUGUUGGAGGGGCGGGGCAUUCGACGGGAUCACACACCCAUCACCACGACGACCACGGCCAGUCAAAAGCCACUGAAGGCCAAGGUGAGAACGCCGGAGAGCGAGGCCGUCCCACCGGAGAAGGACUCCGCCUACAAGCCACUGAUGCUGGGUAAGGACAAGGCGGACGGCCGAGGGCCCGGUGGUAGAGGACAGGAGAGGGACAAAAGAGAGGAGAAAGGGAAAAAAGAGGAAAGAAAGGAGCUGGAGAAAAGAGAGGAGAGAAAGGUGAAAGAGGAGUCUCAGAGUAGCAGCAGCUCCGAGUCAGAGGAAGAAGGGGAGAAAGGGAAGUUGAAGAAGAAGAAAUGCACCUCCAGCUGCUCUUCCUCUUCAUCAUCCUCCUCUGGUUCCUCGUCAUCUUCCUCGUCGUCAUCCUCCUCCUCCUCCUCUUCAUCCACUGAUGAUUCCUCCUGCAGCUCGGAUGAGGAGAGGACCCCCACUCCCCCGCCGGCCCCUGUCACCCCACCUCCCGCACAGGACAAACAGAAAGAACUGAAGAAAGAAGAGGAAGAGGAGGUGAAGAAGGAGGCAGAGGUAAAGGUAAAGGUAGAGGAGGAAGAGCCACCUCCUCCCUCUCCCUCUCCUUCUCCUUCCCCUCCAGCCUCACCCGCCCCGACUCCUCCUCCUCCCACUAAACCUGCCAAACCAGCCACUGGAAAGGGCUCCGGGCAAAGGGGUCGUCCUCCGAAGCCGAAGCCCAGCGGAGGUGAGGGGAAGGUGGGGAGGCCCAAGCGGAGGGAGGGGGUUCACCUGCCCACAACCAAGGAGCUGGCCAAGCGCCAGAGGCUGCCCAGUGUGGAGAACAGACCCAAAAUCUCAGCCUUCCUUCCAGCCAGGCAACUCUGGAAGUGGUUUGGGAAACCCACACAGAGACGCGGCAUGAAGGGCAAGGCCAAGAAGCUCUUCUACAAGGCCAUCGUGCGCGGCCGCGAGAUGAUCCGCAUCGGUGACUGCGCCGUGUUCCUGUCCGCCGGCCGGCCCAACUUGCCUUUCAUCGGCCGCAUCCAGAGCAUGUGGGAGUCCUGGGGCAGCAACAUGGUGGUGCGAGUCAACUGGUUCUACCACCCGGAGGAGACCAACCCCGGCAAGAAGCUCACAGACAAGAAGAACUGGGAUCAGAUGUGCGGUCAGUCCUUACCUGCAGCCCUGCACUCCUCCAUCCAGAGAAAAGACUUCAUGGAGCGCGCCCUGUACCAGUCGUCCCACAGCGACGAGAACGACGUGCAGACGGUCAGCCACAAGUGCCUGGUGGUGAGCGUGGAGGAGUACGAGCAGAUGACGCACACUCGCCGCUACGCCGACAGCGAGGACCUCUACUACCUGGCCGGCACCUACGAGCCCACCACCGGCAUGAUCUUCAACACCGACGGAGUCCCCGUCAUCUGCUGAGCACGACGCCGCGGGGCCGCCGGAGCCCCCGUCGCGACCCGAUUGUGACCUCACAACGAGAAAAAAGAGCGAGCCACGGUCUUCAGAAAGGACGAGUCUAAUCACUGACCUUCAUUCAGGAUGGGACUUUUCACAGCCCUGACUCAACGAAACUCACUCCUCGGAUGAUAUGAACUGUCACGAACAGCUUCGACUACAAAGACGGGAGACACUACGGACAGUAUUACAAGGAACAAGUCUCCUGAAACUUGUGCGCACACACACACACACACAUACACACAUACGCAAACAUCGUUCAGUACCUACUGACAAGUGUUCAUGGGAAAGGUGGAAGGGUUUAGAUUCGGAAUCGAAACACUUCUGAGCACUUCAGUCUCCUUUUACGUGUAAAUACCACACAUAAAAACACACACACACACACACAAACAGACGCUUGUAAAUACUCACUCCCGUAUAACACACACACACACACACACACAGAUAUAUAGACGAAAAUACGAGUGUUUUAUUUUCAUGUAAUAGAUUUAUGUGAGAGUACUUUUUUCUAAAGAGGUAAACAGACAAGAAGCUUUAAUGAACUGUGAAUGAUCCGACAGGAGAGAGGGAGUGUCUGUCCGUCCGUCUGCC